Messenger RNA from Austrofundulus limnaeus, 4273 nucleotides. RefSeq names its product component of inhibitor of nuclear factor kappa B kinase complex (gene chuk). Lineage: Eukaryota; Metazoa; Chordata; Actinopteri; Cyprinodontiformes; Rivulidae. The transcript has 22 exons. Gene Ontology annotation, cellular component: IkappaB kinase complex; cytoplasm. Gene Ontology annotation, biological process: tumor necrosis factor-mediated signaling pathway; positive regulation of transcription by RNA polymerase II; peptidyl-serine phosphorylation. The coding region runs from base 162 to 2450 and encodes 762 amino acids. Gene Ontology annotation, molecular function: ATP binding; IkappaB kinase activity. The record is from RefSeq and is a predicted model, not a curated record.
AAGCUACACAGCCGGGUUUCUUGGUGACGUACGUGUGGGAAAGUACACACAGCAGCAGCGUCGCGGUGCUGCAGCGACCAGAAAACAAGAACACACACUUCUGCCCCGAACGGCUCAUGACACUCUCAUAAAAACCCGAAUUCCAGCCUGCGGCUACAAUAAUGGAGAAGCCUCCGUUCAAGCAGAACCAGAACUGCGGGGACUGGGAGCUGAAGGAGAGGCUGGGAAUGGGAGGCUUCGCUCAUGUUUACCUCUACCAGCACCGAGGAACUCACGAGAAACUUGCAGUGAAAAUGUGCCGCCUGGAGCUCACUCCAAGAAAUAAGGACAGAUGGAGCAAAGAAAUACAGAUCAUGAAAAAAUUGGAUCAUAUUAAYGUUGUGACGGCUCAAGACGUCCCAGAUGAAAUCAAACACAUCGCCUUGAACGAUCUUCCACUCUUGGCCAUGGAGUACUGCUCCAGAGGGGACCUGAGAAAUGUGCUGAGCAGACCUGAAAACUGCUGCGGUCUGAAGGAGAGCGAAGUUCUUCUUUUACUCAACGAUGUUGGAUCUGGUAUCCAGUAUCUGCAUGAAAACAAGAUCAUUCACAGAGACCUAAAACCUGAAAACAUUGUGCUCCAGGACUACAACGGAAAGCUGGUUCACAAGAUCAUCGACUUGGGUUACGCCAAAGACCUGGACCAGGGGAGUCUGUGUACGUCCUUCGUCGGAACACUUCAGUACCUGGCGCCUGAGCUGUUUGAGAACAAGGCGUACAGUGUUACCGUCGACUACUGGAGCUUCGGCACCAUGAUCUUUGAGUGCAGCUGUGGUUUCCGUCCCUUCCUGCACAACCUGCAGCCUGUUCAGUGGGCCAGCAAAGUGAAGCACAAAGGUCCAAAAGACAUCAUGGCUGUAGAGGAACCGAACGGUGAAGUCCGGUUCUCGACACAUCUCCCCUACCCGAACAAUCUCAGCAGGACUCUGCUGGAGCCRAUGGAGACCCUCCUUCAGCUGAUGCUGAAGUGGAUUCCACAGCAGAGAGGGGGCGCAGUAAACCCUCAAACCAAGAAACCACAGUGUUUUGACCUAAUUGAUGACAUACUAACAAUGAAGGUCGUCCACAUCCUCAACAUGACCACCGCUCAGGUCCACUCCUUCAAGCUGACUCCACACGAGAGUCUCCACAGUCUGCAGCUGAGAAUCGAGGCCGAAACCAAGAUCGAGGUGAUGAACCAGGAGCUGCUGCAGGAGACCGGCGUGUCUCUGGACCCCAGGAAGCCGGCAGCUCAGUGUGUCCUGGAUGGAGUGAGAGGUUGGGACAGCUACAUCGUCUACUUGUUUGACAAAAGCAUCACAAACUACUCCGGACCUCUGAACGCCAGACGGCUGCCUGAGAAGGUCAACAGUAUUGUACAAGAUUCCAAAGCGCCACUUCCUCUGAUUCUGUUAAAGAAAGUCUGGGGUGAAGCUGUGAGCUACAUCUGUGGUCUGAAGGAUGACUACAGCAGACUCUUCCAGGGCCAGAGAGCCGCCAUGUUGAGUCUCCUGCGCUACAACACCAACCUGACCAGGUAUAAAAACAGCAUGUUCGGUUUCUCUCAGCAGUUAAAGGCUAAGCUGGACUUCUUUAAGAGCAGCAUCCAGUACGAUCUGGAAAAGUACAGCGACCAAAUGCAUUAUGGGAUAUCCUCUGAGAAGAUGCUGAAAGCUUGGCAGGAGAAUGAAGAAAGAGCUGCAGCUUUUUCACAGGUGGCAGAGGUGACCCAUCUGGACGAUGAGAUCAUGGCUCUGCACUCUGAGAUCGUUGAACUCCAGAGGAGCCCGUACGCCCGGCGCCAAGGAGACAAGAUGGAGCAGCUAGAAGAAAAAGCGAUUGAGCUCUACAAACAGCUGAAGAUGAAAUGUAAAGUGCCCGACUCAGAUGGGACCAGCGACAGCUCCGAGAUGGUGAAGGCCAUCGUCCUGACGGUUCAGAACCAGGACAAGGUCCUCAAAGAUCUGUACACCCACCUCAGUAAGAUCCUGAUCAGCAAGCAGAAGAUUAUCGACUUGUUUCCAAAAAUCGAGAAAACCCUGGAGAGCAUCAAGGAUGCAGACAACACGGUGAUGCAGAUGCAGAUCAAGAGACAGAAGGAGUUCUGGCAUUUACUCAAGAUUGCUUGUGCCCAGAACUCGUCCCGGAACUCGAUCGCGGCGAGUCCGGACUCAUCCAACCUGCUGCAGGUCUCUCAGUGGUCUCAGUCGGCGCAGCCCGUCAGCUCCCCUCAUCCCCUGACCUCCUUACCUGGGCCCAACGACAGUGAUGCUGCUCCUCGACUCCUGCAGGAGAACCAGAAGUACCUCAGUCAGCUGACCAGCCUGAUGCAGGAGGCUGCAGACGAGCAGGCCAACAGCAUCGUGGACCAGGACUGGAGCUGGACGAAAUACGAAACUUUAACGACAAAAUUAAAAAAGCGAAACGCAUAAGMCCCGCCACCUUUUGCCCUUUCCGACCUGUUCUCCGACUAACACUAAGGACUGUAAGUCGUCAUCGCAGCGCAGUGGCUUUGUACAGAUUUGUACCCAGGAGGUCCAGAGAGAAACCAGAUUCCUGAGCGUCUCGGGAACCAAACAGACUCGUUCUUGUUCUCUCCUGGUGGGUGUCGGCUCCCAUCGUCUCGCACGGUGGAAGAUUUAAAGAAUCUUGUUUUUAUACCUGAAAAAGAUGAAGCUGUUUGUCCUUUUCGUCAUGCUGCACAAUACUCAUCUUCAUCAUCAUCAUCGUUCUUUACUGUAACGUCGAGCGAACUGUAGCACCGGAUCCAUCACACAGGAAGUGGUUCUGAGGUCAAAGGUCGAGGAGAUGGAAAAUCAAGCAAACUGCACUUUCAUGUAGCCUCUGAAGAGACGAAAACAAGCUGCCAAAACAAACAAAAACAAACUGCUCGUCUUCAGUUUGAGGGGAAAUGAUCUGUAUGUUCCUGAAUAAUAAUGUUUUAUUUCAUGCCUUGUACAUGGCUGGCCAUCGUGUUGACACAUCUGUAACUGUUUUACGUUCAGCCCAGGGUCUGAGCUGCUUCCAUCGGAGAAAAAAAACUAAUUAUCCUGUUUACGAUUCACAGACGUCUCAAAGAAGCAAAAUAUGCAAAAUUUUAAAAAAUUAAUCAAUAAGAAGAGAAGUUUUCCUCAAAGCCUGGUGAUUAUUUAUGAGCAAAUAUAAAGAAAUUAAGUGAAGUUAUAUUUAAUAACAAAUUGUUUUUAGUUUCUGGGAUUUUGUUUAUUUAUCAGCAGACAAAAAUAAACAAAUCAUCUUAGGUUCUGAGUGACGACACAAAUAUCUGCUAGAAUAGAGAAACAGAAAUAAGAUCUUUGACAGAAAAUAAACCGUUUGUGAACCAAAAUUAAAACUUUCAGUCAAAAUUAUUUAUAUUAAAACAUAUUUUCUCCACAUUAGAGCAAAUAACCUUAAAAAGACAUCACUAGUUUAUAUUAUUUCAUAAAAAUUUAUUUUCAAAUCAGCCAAAAACAUUCCUGAAUAGACAAUCUGUACAAAAGAUUUAAUUAUUGAUAAAAUACGAAAUAAUAAUAAAUAUUUAAAUAGAUUGUUGCUCUGAUUAUUGGCUGCAGGUUUUUCAGCGACUCGGUGUUCAAACCAAAUGAAAACAGUUAAUCUGUAACAGAUUAGCAGUCGGUUCUAAUAGAUUUAAUCCUUGCGGGCUGUGUAACUGUAACGCGGGCCAUAUCUGGCCCACAGACCUUGACUUUGACACAGGACCGCAAAGCUAAAAGAAAAUGAUAUAACUGUCAGACUUUGAGGAAAAGUAAAAAAAAUAAAAAUCUGAGUUUGUCCUUAAAAAAAUAUCAGAUUUGGUUCAUUUUAACCAAACAUCAGAUUGAAAUAAUCCGAUGAUGUGAAUGUAGGAAAAUCUGAACUCCAACUCUAUUUUAAAAGAAUCUGGUCAAAAUAAUAAAAACAGUUUGUAUAGAAAAUUUAAUUAAAUAUUUGAUGUUUUUUUAAUGGAUUCAUUGUUCCAAACCUGUUUUCUUCCAUCCAUCCCAUAAUAGCACCGUCUCAUCACUCAUGCAGGUYUAAACAGUCUGGUUUUGAUAUGAAUUCAGAUUAUUUGUGAUGAGUUAAGGUUCAGAUGUAUUUAUGAAGUUAAAGUGCAAUGACUAAAACAAUCUUUUCUUUUGUAUUUAAGUCUUUUUGAUUAUUUUACGUUGAAUAUUGUUUCCAUCUGCUGGUCUGAAUCUGUCUUUUUCACUGUAUGAAUGUUUACCGCCCAAUAAAUAAAUGAUUUUGGCACCUU